AUGGAGGAAUUGCACAGUGACUUUAUAGGGCUACAAGUGACGGCUAGCAUCGCAGAUAGAUGGAGAGAACUGAGUGGUGAGAAAAACUGGAAUGGCUUGUUUAAUCCUCUAGACAUUGAUCUCCGCCGCUCUACUAUUAACUAUGGCGAUAGAGCAACAGCUAACGGUAAUGCCUUCAACAACGCGAAGCUAAGCUCAUCAAACUAUCGAGGAUUUAGCCGCUAUGCACGAAAAGAUUUCUUCUCCAAAAUGGGCAUACCAGUAUCAGAGAGUGAAUCCACCUGGAGUGCCUAUGUAGCAGUGGCAACAGAUGAGGGAAAGGCUCUUUUGGGAAGGAGAGAUAUUGUGGUUUCUUGUAGAGGAACUUUAUUGAAUGUUGAAUGGUUGAAAGACUUUGAUGCUGUGCUAAUAUCUGAUCCAGAGAUAGUUGGAAACAAUAACGCUAAAAUCCACAAGGGCUUUCACUCCCUCUACACAGCCAAAGAUUAG
Messenger RNA from Dovyalis caffra, 489 nucleotides. Lineage: Eukaryota; Viridiplantae; Streptophyta; Magnoliopsida; Malpighiales; Salicaceae. The record is from the annotation of a GenBank genome assembly.